Leptopilina boulardi is the source of this 2997-nucleotide messenger RNA. Its product is annotated as PAX3- and PAX7-binding protein 1. Gene Ontology annotation, biological process: mRNA splicing, via spliceosome. The transcript has 16 exons. The coding region runs from base 177 to 2660 and encodes 827 amino acids. Gene Ontology annotation, molecular function: DNA binding. Gene Ontology annotation, cellular component: nucleus. Lineage: Eukaryota; Metazoa; Arthropoda; Insecta; Hymenoptera; Figitidae. The record is from RefSeq and is a predicted model, not a curated record.
AUAAUUUCAGACCAGUUCCAAAAAAAUGGCGAUUACAAGGUGUUGGGAAAAGUCUCGUGUAUUGCCAAUAAUUCGGUGAUUGUUGUUUGACAAUUGUUAAUUAAUUAAAUAUUUGUGUUUUAAUUGUGUAGAAAAAUAAAAAGUGAAUUAAAACAGUAAAAAAAAAUCUAGGAAAAAUGUCGCUUUUUAAUAAGCCAAAACGAAAUAUUCGUCGACGACAUUUCAACGACGAUGAUGAAGAUAAUGAGAACAGAAUGGAGACAGAAGACGCUCCAAUUGUCAAAGUAAAACCAAAGAAGAAGGAAAAACCCAAACAAACGCUCCUAAGCUUUGGAGAGGAGCUUGAGGAAGCCGAUGAGGGAGAAGUUUUUAAAGUGAAGAAAUCGUCGAGAAGCAAAAAACUGAUGAAACAACUUGAUCACGAAAGAAAAAAAAAGAAAGGUGAAGAGAAAAUGCAAGUGGACUCUGAAUCAUCGAACAUGUCUAUUAAGCAGGAAAAAGAUUUAGAAAUAAAGACAGAUGAUCUAGUAGUAAAAAUAAAGAAUACUGGACCUUUGAUUUUAAAUGGAAGAGCCGCAUUGGCUGCUGGAAAAGAUGACUUCUCGUCAAAUGAAGAAGAUGAAGAGGAUAUUGAUGGACAUAAAUAUCAGAGGAAUAAAAAUUCAAAUAAAACAGACAGCAUGAAAAUGUUUUUAGAAAGUGGAUGUAUUCCGGAUGCUGCUAUGAUUCACGCGGCACGUAAAAGAAGGCAAAAGGCUCGAGAAUUGGGAACUGAUUAUAUUCCCAUUGAGGAUCGAAGUGAUGAGAAAGGAAAAUCGAGAUUAAUUAGAGAAGAGGAUCACGAUAGAAGUGAUGAUGAUUCUGAAGAAAGGCUUGAUAUGAUGGUGAAUAUGGAAGCCAGGGAUAAGGAAAAGAGAAGGGAAGCUAUUUUUGCGUCGCAGACUACAAAAAAUUUUUCAGAUGAUGAGGAAAGUGAACAUGGAAAUGGAGAAGAGGAAUGGGAAGCUCAACAAUUUCGGAAAGGUGUGACGGGUGCUCAAAUAGCAGCGGCACAACAGGAAUCUCUUAUUCAGCAACAGUACAAUGUAAAUAUGAAUACAAGUCAAAUGAUUGCACCAGGAGUUCCUUUGGAGAUGAUAAUGAUGCCAGCGCCACCACCUCCGCCAGUAAUUCAUCCGCCAGAUCCAAUGAAAACAGUGCCCGUCACUCCUGAGGAAGUUUUAAAUAAAAUGCGUGCUAGAUUGGAAAGCUUGAAGGAAGUUUAUCGACGUCAUCAAUUGGAUCAGGAACAAUUAAAAGAAGAUCUUGUGCAAACGGUGAAGGAAUUGGAUGAAGGAAAAGAACGUGCGCCAUUGUUAGCACAACGCUUCAAUUAUUACCAAGAGUUGCGUGGGUAUGUCACUGACUUGGUAGAGUGUCUUGAUGAGAAGCUGCCUUUGGUUGUUGGAUUGGAGCAACGCUGGUUGGAUCUCUAUGGAAAAAGAGCUUUGGAAUUAAUGGAAAGACGUCGACAAGAUACGAGAGAUCAAGCCGAGGAAAUCACCACCGCUGCAAGGGGACAGACAAUGAGAAGAGGUCCAGAGGAUGAUGCAAGAAUUCGAAGAGCUACAGAAAGAGAGGGAAGACGUGCUCGUCGAAGAAGAGCGAGAGAAUUAGCAUCAAAUGGUCCAAAACAUAUGGAUGGAAUGUCAAGUGACGAUGAAGUUACAGAGCAACAAAAUCUCGCCUUUAAACAAGCUAAGGAGGAAAUUGAUGAAGAAACAGAGGAAAUUUUCUCUGAUGUUGUGGAUGAUUUUUCAACUGUUAAGGGAAUUCUUUCUAAAUUAGAAACAUGGAAAUCAACACAUUUGGAAGCUUAUACUGACGCUUAUGUUUCCAUGUGUAUUCCAAAAAUGAUUUCACCUUUAAUAAGAUUACAGUUAAUUACCUGGAAUCCAAUAAAAGAAAAUACGGAUUUAGAACGAACAAAAUGGUAUAGUUCAUUACUUUUAUAUUCGUGGGAUAGUAAAGAAACUGAAGAGUCACUUAAAAAAGAUCCAGAUGUUCGAUUGGUGCCAUCAACAAUAGAAAAAAUUGUCAUUCCUAGGUUAACUUCAAUUGUGGAAAAAGUUUGGGAUCCAAUGUCCACAUCACAAACACUUCGUCUUAUAGGAACAAUAAAAAGAUUAAUAAGAGAUUAUCCAAAUCUUAAUGAUUCAAGUAAACUUUUAGGAAGUCUUUUUAGUGCUAUUUUUGAUAAAAUUCAAUCCGCUGUUGAAAAUGAUGUCUUCAUUCCAAUUUUACCUAAACAAGUUUUAGAUACUAGACAUCAAUUUUUUCAAAGACAAUUUGCAAUGGCUGUUAAACUUCUUCGAAAUUUGCUUAGUUGGCAAGGACUUUUAGGUGAUACGCGGCUUAAAAAUUUGGCACUUGGAUCACUUUUAAAUCGUUAUCUUUUAGCUGGUUUGAGAGUUUCUCCUCCAACUGAUGCACUAUUAAAGGCAAAUAUGAUUAUGAGUACAUUACCACGAACAUGGCUACAGGGCGAAACUAUUGAACAUUUGAAAAUGUUUGCCAAUUUGAUUCUUCAAUUGAGCGAACAAUUAGAUCAAGCGAAUCCAGCUCAUAACGAAUCCUGGGAAUAUUCGAAAUCCAUUCUAAAAGUAAUCAAGCCGUCGUGAAUCGUCGUUUGUGCUAUUUUUCAAAAGUGUUCUCUCUUUUUUUCGUCAUUUUUUUUUUUUUCUCAAAAUGAGUGUUUGUUUUUUUUUAUUUUAUUUAUUAGUAUUAUUACUUUUUUCUUUUUGUGUUUGAAAACACAUUACACUUGUAAAUGCAUAUAUAGCUUUAUAACGAUAUAAAUAAAAAAAAAGAAAAUAAAAAACGUCACAAUUUUUUUUUAGACGAAAAAAUUAGAAUUUUGUACAGUUGACGCUUAAUAGCGUAAUUUUCAAGUUUGUCUAACUUUAUUAUGUACAUAAUUGUCAAAGAAAAUAAACAGGACUUGGGGAAAAAGAAAAA